Messenger RNA from Vollenhovia emeryi, 1892 nucleotides. RefSeq names its product odorant receptor 45b-like. Gene Ontology annotation, biological process: detection of chemical stimulus involved in sensory perception of smell; sensory perception of smell. The transcript has 5 exons. Gene Ontology annotation, molecular function: olfactory receptor activity; odorant binding. Gene Ontology annotation, cellular component: plasma membrane. Lineage: Eukaryota; Metazoa; Arthropoda; Insecta; Hymenoptera; Formicidae. Bases 483 to 1751 code for a protein of 422 amino acids. The record is from RefSeq and is a predicted model, not a curated record.
GCUUUUCUUUACCCCUUCAGGCUCUACAAAAUUUAUUUGAGGGAUUUUUCCCGUUAUGAUCAACGAAAACCAUGACAUAUAAGAUCGAGGUAUACGAGAGUUAAGCACGGCACAAAGUUCAGUAAAAACUUUCACGUCACGUCGCAGAAUUUUUCGAGGAAAAUAUCAGAAUUAUGCGUAUCGUCAGUAACUUUGCGAUUAUCCUCGAAGAAAAGUUUUCACCACAUCAUCGUCCGAGCGGGGACCACAUCGUCCUCACGCACCCCUUUCCGAUUUGUUUCCAGCGCAGCUGCUGUUUUCCCUCCGUAAAACUUAACACAUUAGAAAAUGCAAAUUACGAGUCAUGAAAGUCGCGGCGAAGGCCGCAGAGGAGAGAGGUCAUCGAACGGGCCGCGCAUGCCUCGUGGUAGAAAAUCGCGUAAUCCUGAUUUCACGACAGAGACAGUGAAGAUAAGGCCGGCGGCAGUGAUACAUCGUUGAAAAUGAAUGAUCGGAAACAGGAGAACGCGCUUGCUGUCGGUGUAACAAAGCAGAACGAGUCGUACGUCUCGGACUUUCGUUACGCCGUCCAGAUAAGCGUUUACCUAUUGAAACCGAUCGGUGCUUGGCCUUUGGCUAACAAUGAAACAUCGAAGCUCAAGAUCAUCCUACACACAGUGUCGAUGGCAAUGGGCACGUUCCUCAUGUUUUUUUUCACUGUCGUGCCAUGGAUCAUUCAAAUAUGGAAGGAGAAAUUGGGCGUCGUCCUAAUAAUCCGCACGUUAUGCCCGCUGCUCUUCACGAUAACGAUCUCCGUGAGAUACGGUCUGCUGCUCUGGCAUCAGGAGCGAAUUAGAUCCUGCGUCGAUCACGUGGCCGACGAUUGGCGGUGUGUGAUAAUCGCCGAGGAUCGCGACAUUAUGUUGGCGAACGCCCGAGUUGGCCGCACUUUUGGCAUUAUUUCCGUGGUUUUCAUGUACGGCUGUGGCACGCUUUACUACGCCCUACCUAUAGUCACGCUGAACUUGGUCAAUGAGAAUAACGUUACCGUCAGACUGCAUCCAUCGCCCUGCGAGUUUCUCAUGUUUGAUUCCAAGGCUAGUCCUGCAUACGAGAUCGUGUACUCCAUACAACUUGUGACCGGUUACGCGGCGUACAGUGCAUUCUGCGGCAUUUGCAGCUUGAUGGCCAAUUUCGUCACGCAUGUCUGCGGCCAGUGCGACAUUUUAACAGCAAUUUUUGAGGAAACCGUGGACGGCGGUGAGCGCAACAGCGGUUCAACCGAGGAGCGACUCACCACCGCGAUAACCAAACAUUUGCGUCUGCUAAGAUUGGCUUCUGACGUAAGCAGGUUAUUUACCGAGAUAUGCCUCGUGGAAUUCGUGAACGCUUCAUGUAACAUAUGUCUAGUUGGCUAUUACAUCAUAACCGACAUGAAUGAUAACGGGUCGUUCAUACAGAUUUCUAUGUACUUUUUCGGGCUCGCGUCGAUCGUUUUCAACGUAUUCAUAUACUGCUACAUCGGGGAUUUGCUGAAGGAGUGCUGCCAGCAGGUGGACAUCGCAUGCUACGCGAUCGACUGGUAUCGAAUGCCGCCCAAAAAGGCGAUUGAACUGCUUAUGCCGAUCGCGAUGUCUCGAUACCCUGUGACGCUCACCGCCGGAAAGAUGAUGCCGAUGACACUUACCACGUUCUCCGACAUUUUAAAAACGUCAAUGGCGUAUUUCAAUUUGCUCCGUGAGUUUUCCGCGCGAGACGUUAUGAGAACGUAAGACACGGCGCGAUGAGAUGACAUUCCGGAAAGGGCUACCAUGCUUAAGAUAUUUAUAAAGCGGAGAAUUAUAUGAAUAGUUUGACAAGUAACGCACGUGUUAGUACAGCACUUAUGAUGGAAUAAAUUAUUUUUCCUCAGA